This is a messenger RNA of Ichthyophthirius multifiliis, 1566 nucleotides long. RefSeq names its product lipid a-disaccharide synthase, putative. The transcript has a single exon. Gene Ontology annotation, biological process: lipid A biosynthetic process. The record is from RefSeq and is a predicted model, not a curated record. NCBI's taxonomy places the organism in Eukaryota, Ciliophora, Oligohymenophorea, Hymenostomatida. Gene Ontology annotation, molecular function: phospholipid binding; lipid-A-disaccharide synthase activity.
AUGUUUUUGACCAAAAACAUAAGCAAAACCCAACGCUACAUGUUUUCUACUUCCCAAUAAGAAAAAUUAAUUUUCAUAGCAGCCGGUAGUCCUUCCCACGACCUCCAAGCUUCCAGAUUUAUGCAAUCUUUAAAUGAAAAUAGUAAUAAUGAAUACACAUUCAUAGGCAUAGGCGGUCCUUUAAUGCUCUAAUAAGGUUUACGUACAUCCUAUGAUAAUAUGAAUAAAUUUUUAGAUAAACCCUUCUUUCCUUUGAAAAAUUUUUUACGUUUCCAUAUAGCUAGAGCAUAUCACCCAUACAUGGCCUACACACACUAUGCAAAUAGUAAAGUAUUACGUCAUCUCCGAAAAGAAACCAAUUUAUUCGAAGAUAUCGUAAAUAAAAACAAAGUUCCAAGUGCUUUUAUUACGUUUGGGAACGAAUUUUUCAUGCAAAAGCUUUAUGUGGAUGUUUUAGAGACUUUUGAAGUGAAUAAAUUGCUAAAACCACCUACUUUUUUCUAUAAUAGGUCCCGUUUUUUCCAAAGAUAUGAAUUUAUGGAAUAUUUAGACCAUUUUUUCUACACUAUACCCGAAGUUUAAUACAAUUACUUCAAUAAUUUCUAAUUUCCCUCCACUUGUGUCGGACAUGAAGGCGUAGGAAGGGCUAUUUAGUAUCUUUUUUAAAAAUCUAAAGCUCAUCCAAAUAAUCUUGCGAGUUAAAAUAGUUUAAGAAUAGCUAAAGACCCUUAAUAACAUAAAGAAAUAGUAGAAAAACUUGUACAAGAAUAAAGAAAUAUUUCUAGAAAAGAACUAAAUAUUCCCGAAAAAUAACACGUAUUUUUACUAGUACCUGGUAAUACUAAAAACGAAAUUAAAUUUGCUGUAAAAUUGCUUUCAAAGACCAUUACUGAAUUCUUCAAAAUUCCCUAAUUACAAAAUGUAUCCAAAUAAGACUUUUCUAUCAUUAUCACAGCCGACUCUGCCGAAAACAAAUCAUAUAUCGACGGGCUUUUAUCAUAAAAUCCCAUUAAUGGAUUAUAAGUACACACUGUAAAUGGAGAAGAGGAAAAAUUCGCCGCUAUGUGUGCUGCAGAUGUAGGUAUUCCUAUGAAUGGAGAAGUUGUGAGCGAAUGUGCUGCUUUGUAAUUGCCUUCUGUUAUAAUUUCCAAUAUGCCUUUCGUAUGGGCAUAUUUGAACUAACUUUAUAACAAUUUUAAUUCUGAUAUUAACUACUCUAUUAAAGGGGAAGCUUAUCAUGAAUUAAUAUCGACAGCGGCUAAUCCUUAUAAAUUGGCAGAUGAAAUAUUUGAUAUCUAUAACGAUUCUAAAUUAAGGUAUCAUUUUGCAGAUAGGUAUGCUAAUGUUAUACAUGAAAUGAUUCCUAAGAAUUUAACAAGUAGUUCUGCAAGUACUGAGUUGAUGAAUUUAGGAAAAGUCGAAAUAGAAGAAAGAGGAUAUAGCUAUAAUAUUAUGAGUAAUAAGGUAUUAAAAGCAGCUAGAGCUUACGAUUCACUUGAUAAAAAUGUGCCUCAUUUUAAACUUAAUGAAAUUAGAAAUGAAAAAUUAUUAAAAUCUGCUUUUUGA